AUGGAUCCCUCUGCAGAGGUUCCCCAAGGCCAAGGCUCGCUGCGUGUGGACGGCAGGGGGCUGCGCCGUUCUGUGCCGCUGGCCGGCCCCGUGCACAAGGUGCUCGAUGACGACAACCUCCUAAUCGAGAUCCUCGCCCGCCUCCCUCCCAAGCCGUCCUCACUCCCCCGUGCGUCCAUGGUAUGCAAGCGCUGGGGCAGCAUCCUCUCCGACCCCCACUUCCGCAAACGCUUCCUUAAGCACCACAUGAAGCCUCCUCUGCUUGGCUUCUUCCAAGGCUAUGCCAACCGCUUUGCUCCCGUUAUGGACCCGCCGAACCGUGUCCCUGCCGCGAGCUUCUCCCUGCCCAGGAGCAGCACACCCCGCAGCGACCACGGAGAAUACAUGGGCUGCCGGCAUGGCCUCGCUGUCGUAAUCAAUAAGCAUGAGCGCAAGACCGUUGUGUGGGACCCACUCACCGGCCGACAUCACAUUGUGGCUUUUCCACCAGGACUCGACGACGCCUUUAUGGAGAGUUUCUGUAUGUGGCAUGGCGCUGUGUUGUGUGCUGAUGCCGAAGAUGGGCAUGUGCAUGGAGAUUGCUUCUUGAGCCCGUUUAAGUUGGUUUUGGUCUACUGCGGUGGAUACAAUACACAGGCAUUCUAUUCUGUCUACGACUCGGCGUCUGGUGUUUUGGGAGGUGUUUUCUCAACCGUGAUAUCACGUAUAAUUUCUGUGUUAAGGCCCAGCAUCUUAGUCGGGAAUGCACUUUGCUGGUUGAUUUCUAGAGGUGAUAUCCUUGUGUUUGAUUUCGAAAUUCAGAACCUCAAUUUCAUUGAGAAGCCGGCAUACUACAAUAUUACCGACGGGUGUUUUCAGCUCUUACGUAUGGAGGAUGGUGGACUUGGCCUCGCCGUUUUGUUGGACCUGACCAUCCAAUUAUGGGGCAGGAAAUCUAACUGUGAUGGCGUUGCCGAAUGGGUGUUGCUGGAGAAAACCAUUCCACUGGAGGGGGUGUUUCCAAGGAGAAUGCAUUCUUUAUUUUUCGUCGGUUACGAUGAGGACACAAAUAUGAUUGUUCUCACUAUGCCGGCAGGAAAUUUCACUCUCAGACUUGACUCCAUGCAGAUUAAACAUAUUGUUAAGAGAAACACAAAUUUCUUUACUGCAGACAAGAGCAGCCAAGCAAAGACAUUUGGAAUUGCAGAUCCACUUGAAGGUGCAGUGGGCCUCGACAUCUUUGAAAUAGAAUUGGUAGUAUUUUUGUGA
Molecule: messenger RNA, 1248 nt
Organism: Triticum urartu
Lineage: Eukaryota; Viridiplantae; Streptophyta; Magnoliopsida; Poales; Poaceae
Source: RefSeq, a predicted model, not a curated record